Messenger RNA from Lodderomyces jiufengensis, 750 nucleotides. RefSeq names its product Cbf1p (gene CBF1). Lineage: Eukaryota; Fungi; Ascomycota; Pichiomycetes; Serinales; Debaryomycetaceae. The record is from RefSeq and is a predicted model, not a curated record. The transcript has a single exon. Gene Ontology annotation, molecular function: DNA-binding transcription factor activity; protein dimerization activity. The coding region runs from base 1 to 750 and encodes 249 amino acids. Gene Ontology annotation, cellular component: nucleus.
AUGUCAAAAAGAAAUUCAGUUUCGGACCGUGAAGGUGGUUCAAAAAUAAGAAAAAUAGACGAAGAAUUAGUUAUUGAUUCUGAAUUAAUGGCUCAUCAUAAUAAACAUCAACAACAACAAGGUAAAAAUGAUCAGUCAAAAGCUGCUAGUGCUGUUGCUCAAGCUCACGAUCAUCAACAACAAGUUCAAAAACAAGCUCAGCAAGCCCAAGAAGCUUAUUUAAAACAACAGGCACAACAACAUAUUCAACAUAUGCAAAUUCAGCAACAACAUCAACAAUCACCUACUCAACAACAACAAGCAGCUCAACCGCAACCACAACAACAAACUCAACAAGAACACGAAUCUUCAGCUGCAGGAUCUCCUCUACAUCCAGAUAGUCCAUCCUCACAAACAGGCCCAAGACCAACUCAAGGCUCAGAAGAAUGGCACAAACAAAGAAAAUUAAACCAUAAAGAAGUAGAAAGAAGAAGAAGAGAAGCAAUAAAUUUAGGUAUUAAAGAAUUAGCUGAUUUAAUUCCAACAAGAGAUACAAACAAAACCCAAAUUUUACAAAGAGCUGCUGAGUAUAUAAAGAGAUUAAAAGAAAAUGAAAAUAAUAAUAUUGAAAAAUGGACAUUAGAGAAAUUAUUAACUGAACAAGCUGUUUCUGAAUUAUCUGCUUCAAAUGAAAAAUUAAAAUCUGAAUUAGAAAGAGCUUAUAGAGAAAUCGAACAUUUGAAAGAGCAAUUGAAUAAAGCAGCUAAAUAG